This is a messenger RNA of Emiliania huxleyi CCMP1516, 491 nucleotides long. RefSeq lists its product as hypothetical. Lineage: Eukaryota; Haptophyta; Isochrysidales; Noelaerhabdaceae. The transcript is spliced from 2 exons. Gene Ontology annotation, molecular function: calcium ion binding. The record is from RefSeq and is a predicted model, not a curated record. Bases 1 to 354 code for a protein of 117 amino acids.
AUGCACCGUCUGCGCGGCAGCGCGGCGGACGAGCUGGCCAUCUUCCGACAGAUGGACGCAAACGGUUCGGGCAGCGUGCGGUUCGACGAGUUUGCCCGCGCGGCGCGCAAGCUGACUGCGCUCGCGAGCGUGGGCGAGCGCAUGGCCUCGCGGCCGGCGUCGGCGCAGCCCGCGCAGCGCAGGCAGCCCGCUGAGGCGGAGGGGCGGCCUCGCUCCGCCGGCUUUGCGCAGCAUCCAUUCUGCCCGUCCGCAGAUUUGUCGCUCGCGGCGACACACCUCCGGCACGAGCACAAGCGCGCAGCCACGAGUCCGCGCGAUUCCGGCCCGCCGGAGAUAUGGCGCGUCGGCAUCUGAUGAGCGCGGUGUUGAUCACAUUUUGUGCUCGAGUGUGGGCAGUGGCCCAGCGUGGUGGGGGGGGGGGCGCGAGAACUAUGCAGUGCGGCGUGGGACCGGCGUGAUUCUCUCCGCCCGUAUAUACCUGCUGGAAAUGC